Molecule: messenger RNA, 2456 nt
Organism: Aethina tumida (small hive beetle)
Lineage: Eukaryota; Metazoa; Arthropoda; Insecta; Coleoptera; Nitidulidae
Gene: smg
Product: protein Smaug homolog 1
Exons: 4
Coding region: 192-1829 (545 amino acids)
Biological process (GO): nuclear-transcribed mRNA poly(A) tail shortening; negative regulation of translation
Cellular component (GO): P-body
Molecular function (GO): protein binding; translation repressor activity; mRNA binding
Source: RefSeq, a predicted model, not a curated record
GAAGCAGUGGAAUUAGUUUCCUGCUAACUUCGCAGUAGUUGGGUGUGUCAACAAAGUGCGAGUGCAUCGAGUUCGCAGUUAUGAUAUAAAGUGAACAUUGUAAAAUUUGAAAAAUAACGACUGCAAAGACGGAAAACUCGACCGCACUCCAAUGCGAUUUCGUUCAACGCCCAUCCAAUCGCACGAUUAAAAUGGAAUUUGGGAACAUGCGUGACUUUUCGGAAUUCUGCGAACAAUUACACGAGAUUAGGGUGAAGUUCCACAAGUGGGACAGCUGCGAAAGGACGGUGGCCCUUUAUUACCUGAUGUCCGGACUGCCGUUCGCAAACGCGCGUUUCUUGCAAUACGCCCUGGAACAAUGCAUCGCCACCGCUUUCAACGACGAAGCGCAACUGAUGGAACGGAACGCGAACGACGCCAGUUACGUGAGCAGCUUCUUGUCCGAACGACCGCAGAUCACUUUGUCUCUGUUACUCAACCACCUGCCUCUGCUCAGACCGGGCAAUAAAGACACUGCCGACUGUUAUCUAAAGACAAUCCGUAAAGUACUAACGGAAUUUUUAACCCCACCUUAUAAAAUUUAUAACGAAUGUGUCGAGAUUAUGUCCUAUGUGUUCAUCCAUCCCGCUUUCAAUAAAGAGGACAAGAAAACGUUCAAGUACUUGCUGAAGCACGUCAUCAACAGGGUCAGUCCGGACAAUUUCAUACACUCCCCAGUCAACGAAUCUAGCGACGAAUCGGUCAGUCCCAAUCCGGAUUUGAUCUCCCUAAACAAACGGUCCAACUCGUUAACGCCGGGACAACUGCCCAACGACGUCACGCCCGCCUACGAUCAAUGGUCCUCUCAGGAGAACUUGAACAAACCACCCGUACAAAAGCAGCGCAGCUACUCGCUCUCCAGCGACAAUCCCCUGCUCCUCAAUCCGCAACUACAGACGAGCAGCUCCGAAACGAAGUUGCAGGACUUGCAGAACCAGCCGUCGAUGAAGAGCAUCAUGUCCUGGCUGAAGUCGUUGCGUUUGCACAAGUACAGUUGGGUGUUCAACAAUCUGACCUACGAACAGAUGCUGCGUCUCGACGACGACAUGUUAGAAACGAUCGGAAUCACGAAAGGAGCGAGACACAAGAUUCUUUUGAGCAUCGCCAAACUCAAAGACAGAAGUACGAUGCUCACCGAACUGGAGACGGAGGUGAUGAACGGAGCCGAUCUCAAUGCGGCCCUGAAGAAGGUGAAGAGCGUGUUGCAGAGUCCCCUGCAAAUCGCCAAAGGUGAAGAUCUGCCUGCGCAGAUCGUCAGAGUCAUGGGAAAAGUUUGUACUCAGUUGUUAAUGCUCAGACAGCCACAAGACGAGUGCUUGGUUCUGUUCAACUCGCUGUGCGAACGAGCGGAGUCACUCGAAGCUUUCAACGACGACCAGAAGAAACGUUUGCUUAUGUGGAAGGGACAACUGUUCAACGGCACAAACCUACCUAUAUACAACCAACGCCAAAACACAUCUAGAAGUCACCAGUACAACAACGGGGGAGCGUACAAAUGCACGUACGCCCAAAAGAGCUCGUCGUUCCCGAACGUGCAAAGCGGCGGCGCACAGAAAUCCCACCGGCAUUCCGUCGGGAGUGUCACGCUUAAGAACCAAUUGUUCAAGGCUUCCGAGAUAUUCAAAUUUCAAGAGUUACAAGGGGAAUUGUACAACAAGCGGCUGCAUCCGAUCGUCAGGUUCAGAGAGGAAAACGGGGAGAUCAAACAGAAGAACAAAACGAAUGUGGACAUAGAAGACAGUCUGGAAUCGCUGUGCAGGGAGAUGAUGGAACAUGCACUGGGGCCCUAAUCGAUCGUUGAUAGGCUCCAGUUCUCCGUCACCGUCGGCCUACGUAAUGACAAAAUUCUUUGUGAUAGAUGAUUUUUUUAGAACUGCUUUUUUAUAUAACAAGAGUAUAUGACACUGCUGGCAGAUAUACUAUUGGUUUUUAACUUGUUUUAUGUUGAUUUGUGUGUUAGACUACUUUUAUUUAUUGAACAGAGCUUUAUAUUUUUUCGAAUUAUUUUUGGAUACACGAUAAAAACGAGAAGAAAAUGAUGAAAUGGUAAAACGUUCAAUUUAAGACUGCUUAAAUAUUUUUUGUACUUAUAUUUAAGAUUUUAUUUAGAUAAGAGUAAAUUGUUGUUGUACAUGUCCCACUUGAUUGAUAUUUUAUAUAAAUGUUUUUUUAAUUGUUCGUGAAGAUUGACAAAGUUUUCCCGAUUCCGAAAUGUAUCGUUCACCGACACACCAAACACUAAGUUUAAUAUUUAUUAUUUGACUCGACAUGCAGAUUAGUUUUUAUUUAUUUUUUGUAGAAAACUUUGUAUUUUGUAAACUUGUGCAUGUUUGUGAUUGUUUCUGUGUGAUACAAGUUUGCCUGAAAAGGGCUACUGAUGAAAAAGACUGAUUUCUAAAUAGAUACGACAGAUUGAA